Linum trigynum is the source of this 4386-nucleotide messenger RNA. The record is from the annotation of a GenBank genome assembly. NCBI's taxonomy places the organism in Eukaryota, Viridiplantae, Streptophyta, Magnoliopsida, Malpighiales, Linaceae.
AAACAUACCUACUUUCAUGUGGUAUAGGCCACUAGACUCGAAUCUCAUCCAUGCUUCUCGAAUUGAGCUCCAAAGUAGGCUUCACAAACACUUUCUCAAACUUAGCCAUUUUCAGGCAGUUUCCCAGUUUUGGCAUAGCCUUUUGACCAGGUUCAAAAAUGGUCUUCUAGACUUCCUAUCGAGCUCCCAAGCACUUCAAUGUGUAGAGGGACACUCCAUAUCCAAAACAUGCCAUUAAUCUCCAAUCUUCAUCGAGCCAGUUGUAAGAUAUGAAUCUCCAAAGUAGGCACCAUGAAACUGUUUUUACACUGAAACAACAUAUUAGGUCGACUUAAUCCUAACUGAGAUCGACCGAAAAGUGCAAAUUACGGUGAGUCGGUGACAUGCAUGUCACCAUAAGCGAACCCCGGAAUUUGCUACGGUGACAUGCAUGUCACCGUAGCUUGCACUUUUAGGUCGACCUCAUAUAGGAUUAGGUUGACCUAAUCUGCCGCUUCAGUCUUGUGCUAGAAGGCAGCUUACUUCGUAGUAACUUCGAGCCUUUUGUUUGAAGCCUUCUAGAUAUCCAAUAUUUCAUCCAAUGCCUUGACUUUGUAGACAAACAUACCUACUUUCAUGUGGUAUAGGCCACUGGACUCGAAUCUCAUCCAUGCUUCUCGAAUUGAGGUGAAAAAGUAGACUUCACAAACAUUUUCUCAGACUUUGCCAUUUUCAGACAGUUUUCCAGUUUUGGCAUAGCCUUUUGAUCAGGUUCAAAAAUGGUCUUCUGGACUUCCUAUCGAGCUCCCAAACACUUCAAUAUGUAGAGGGACACUCCAGAUUCAAAACAAGCCAUUAAUCUCCAAUUUUCAUCUAGCCAAUUGUAAGAUAUGAAUCUCCAGAGUAGGCACCAUGAAACUAUUUUUACACUGAAACAACAUAUUAGGUCGACCUAAUCCUAACUGAGAUCGACCGAAAAGUGCAAAUUAGGUUGACAUGCAUGUCACCAUAAGCGCCCCUACAGGUUAUGUUGGUAGCACACCCGACACAAAUUUUUGACAUAAAACUACAAUAUUGUGUUGGUGAAAUGAACCAAAACUACCCAACCGACACAAAAUAUCUAUUUUCUUUUAUUGAGAUAGUUCGUUUCUGAUUUUUUGUUUCAACUAAACUUGCACCUGCAAUCAGUUUCGACGCCAACAACCUUAUACCUUCGGGAACACCAACGGGCCUUGCAACUCCUAAGCCUUCAUAGUUGCGGUAGCUUUACCGUGAGGCUAUCUUACAUUUACUUGACAUCACCAUUACUAUUAGUAAGCUAGUGUACUUUACUAGUUACGAUUAAUCAGAUUACUGUUUGCAAGUUAUACAAAUCGAUCCAACACUGACAUUUUUCUUUUAAUUUUUUAUAAGUACGUAUACGAGGCAGAAAUAAAUUAGCUAAAAAAUGUGACAGUUUUCUUUUAAUUAGUGUAACAAAAUGUGCAAGUUGUAGUAACGAGUCAGAGGGUAAUUAGUAACUCGGUGCACUGAUCCAAACAACUUGCAGCCCGAUCCGCCUCAUAACUCGACCGACCUGUAAUCUGAUCAACCCGUAUAACCCGCAACCCUAUGAACCUGAACCCGACUAACCCGCAAAACCUGAUUAUAAUCCGCAACUCGAUCGAACCCAGCCUGGUUGACACCUCUAUAUAUACGUGCCUGGGGGAAUUUCUAGCUACCGAAACAUCAAACAGCUAGCUAAUAGCUAUGGCUUCACAGCCUGGAAUGCUCACCCACUGGCCUUGGGAAUCUCUUGGCCCCUUCAAGUACUUGAUUUUGGCUCCAUGGGUGGCUCACUACACGUACGAGUUCGUCAAGGAUCCGACGAGGGACUUGAGCACCUUCUUCAUCUUCUUCGCCAUCCUCCUCCGAUUCCUCCACAACGAGGUCUGGCUCUCUCUCCACCGCCGCCGAACCGCCACUCCGGCCAACAGGAUCGUCAACAAGCCCAUCGACGCCCACCAACUCCGCCGCGAAAGCAACUGGGACGACCAAAUCAUUAUGUCGGGGCUACUGCUGUACGGCGCGCGGACGGCGCUGCCGGGCUGGAUAACCGAUCUCCCGUUCUGGCGGACGGACGGCGUCGUUUUGACCGCCUUCCUCCACGCCGGCCCGGUGGAGUUUCUCUACUACUGGCUUCACAGAGCACUGCACCACCAUUUCCUCUACUCUCGCUAUCACUCCCACCACCAUUCCUCCGUUGUCACUCAACCCAUUACCGCUGUGAUACACCCUUUCGUGGAAACAAUGGCGUACAUCGUGCUGUUUGCGGUGCCGAUGGUGACGGUGGCGUUCACCGGAACGGCCUCCGUCGCGGCCAUCUACGGUUACAUCUUCUACAUCGACUUCAUGAACAACAUGGGACACUGCAACUUCCGGUCGCCGUUUGACUACUUUGCCUACUUCCCUCUCCUCAACCUUGUCAUGUAUACUCCCACGUAUCACUCGGUGCACCACACCAAGCUUCAGAAGAAUUACUCGCUGUUCAUGCCUUUGUACGACUACAUCUACAAAACGAUGGAGACGGAGACGGUGAAGAAGGAGGACCACAGGCCGGCCCACAAGCUGGAGCAGUAAUUGGGGCGGGUGAAUCGCUGUCAGCCCAUUAAUGAAAACGCAGCAACUCUACCAGAAUAAAUGUGAACUGGGCCGGAUAGAGAAACAAAAAUAGAAAAAAAAGCGGUCAUUUACGGUUAGGUGGUGAUGGGUUUCAUUUGGGUUGUCUUAACACGAAAAGAUCAAAUUACAGUAACUGAUAGCUGCAAAACAAAAUAAUAACUAUAUCUGUGUAAGUAUGAUUGGGGGGAAAUUUGAAAGGCGGUCUGUUAUAUUGUAUAAAAUAAACAAAAGAGACUCUUUGUGGUUAUGUUCCAACUUAUAUUAUGUAUAUGGUGUGGUAAUGAAGUGAUGAGUGGUCGUGUUUGUGUUAAUUGGAUACUUUGCAUGGUAUACAUAUGGACUAGUUUCCAUUAUAUACAAGAGAAAGCUUAUUUGUCUUUUAAACCGUCCGUAAAAAAAAAAAAAAAAAAAAAAAAAAAAAAGAGAGACAGAGACAGACACACACUCUUGCAUCAUGUCAACCGAAAACACGUAUUAAGUUGGUUAUAAAUAAAUGAAUUCGCGGGUGGGUUUUAGCUGGGGAUUUCAAGAAACAGUUGAUCCCAAUAACUCGAGUUAUUGUAAGAGGUUCAAUCGUGGAUCAUAUACCACAACACUAACACGUUCCCUCAAACGAAAGCCACUCACAAGGGUUUGAAGUUUGCACAGGUUUGAAGACAAGAAUACCAUGUGCUUAACAAAUGAGGGUCACUAGGAAUCGAACACAAGACCUCUCGGUCACAGAAGGCUCUGAUACCAUGUCAAGAACCAGUUGAUCCCAAUAACUCGAGUUAUUGGGAAAGGUUCAAUCGUGGAUCAUAUACCACAACACUAACAGAUCCAUCCAUUUUCCCGUAGCUGUGAGGAUGAUAGUAUGUAGUUGAAUAGUGUGUGAGUAUCAAUUCUUCAUCAAUGCCAAGGGCUCAAAGUGGGUCGUCGUCAACUUAAAUGCGUGCUGCUAUAUGGAUGGAGCUAGCUACUCAAAUUCAAUUGAAAUUGCAAAAAUGGUGAUGGACGAAUAUCUUGGUGGACCUCCAGUGAUUUUUUUGCCCACAAAAACGGUUCUUUUUUACUUUAUUAUCCUCAUUUUGGAAGGCAGCGAUUUCCUUUUUUUUGUUCUCCCUUUCAUUGUGAGUUGGCGAAUCUCAUCUAGUAUUCGUCUAUUCCAGUACUGUGGUGGCCACCCCACGUUUGUGACAAUGAUCAUAGGCCAUUAAAUUAACUCAUCAUCUUCAGCCACGUUGGCCAGUGUUAGGCUUGUUCAUGUGAUUGAGGAGGAUGUACGUAGCUCUUGUACAAGAGUUAAAUCCUCUUUCCACCUUUCAUCAGCAGUCUUCUUAGCAUCAGUAGGAUCUUCGGCCAGAGCAGGAAACAUAGAGGUUAUGGAAUUUUCUAACUUCUUGGUCACCAAUUAGAACAUCAAUCUUUUGUCUCCAAGUGGCAGAAAUUAGCUCAUUGGAAGUGAAAGCAAUGAUUGAGAUCACUAGAUGUAAGGAAGUGGUUAAGCACCAUACACGGGCCUGUAUAAGAUCCAGCAUAAUCUUCUCCCAAUAACUCGAGUUGUUGGGAGAACUGGUUUAUGACAUGGUAUCAGAGCAGGUUUGUUCUUGAGGUCACGUGUUCAAGUCCUCACGACCCCCAAUAUUGACCGUUGUCUUUCAAGCACAUGGUAUGGCGGGCCUGUGCAAACUUCAGGCCCAUGAGUUGGCUUUCGUUUGAGGGACCAUGUCAGAAACCAGUUGAUCCCAAUAACUCGAGUUAUUGGGA